UACAUUUCAAUGUUCUUCUCAUAAAUUAUCAAUUGAUUAUCUUUGUUGCCAAUUGUUUUCAUCGAUUCACCAAAGAAGAUCAAAGUGAUUCUCCUCUUAUCUUGACACCAGUUAAAUUAACUGAAGGGCCAAACUGUAAUUUACACAACUGCAGGGCCAAAGUGUAAUGGGCCAAAGUGUAAUUAGCCUUAAAUUAAUAUCGCCUUCCGCCGUGAAAUGGGGGGGAGGGGAAUUGGAUUCAAGCUCCGCCGCGGCUAUCCGGAACCUUUAACACCGACAGUUAUCCGGCGGCCAGCAGCGAUCCGCUUAGAGACGAGUAACUGCGAGCUCCUUCAAAUUGAACCUCGCCAACUUCAAUUCCCAUUCGAAUUGAAGAAGCAGAUCUCAUGCUCGAUGCAAUUGACGAACAAGUCUGGGAAUCAUGUUGCAUUCAAGGUGAAGACAACAAAUCCGAAGAAGUACUGUGUGAGGCCAAACACUGGAGUCGUGAUGCCAUACUCUAGUUGUGAUGUCACAGUUACCAUGCAAGCCCAAAAAGAGGCUCCACCGGAUAUGCAAUGCAGGGAUAAGUUUCUCCUCCACAGUGUAGUGGUGAACCCUGGGAUAUCUGCAAAGGAUAUUACUCCAAAAAUGUUCAACAAAGAGUUGGGGAACCAAGUAGAUGAAUGCAAAUUGAAAGUAGCCUACGUUCCACCCCCUCAACCACCUUCACCAGUGCGAGAGGGUUCAGAGGAAGGCUCCUUCCCAAGGGCAUCGUUGUCAGAGAAUUGGAAUGUAAAUCAGAUGCUGGAAUCUUUAACACGGUCAAUUAUCUGGCGCACAGCAGCAAUCCGCUUAGAGAUGAGUAACUACGAUCUCCUUCAAAUUGAUCCUCUCGAACUUCAAUUCCCAUUCGAAUUGAAGAAGCAGAUCUCAUGUUCGAUGCAAUUGACAAACAAGUCUGAGAAACAUGUUGCAUUCAAGGUGAAGACAACAAAUCCAAAGAAGUUCUGUGUGAGGCCAAACACUGGAGUCGUGAUGCCACACUCUACUUGUGAUGUUACAGUUACCAUGCAAGCCCAAAAAGCGGCUCCACCGGAUUUGCAAUGCAGGGAUAAGUUUCUCCUCCAGAGUGUAGUCAUUACUCCAGAAAUGUUCGACAAAGAGUCGGGGAACCAAGUAGGUGAAUGCAAAUUGAGAGUAGUCUACGUUCCACCCCCUCAGCCACUUCACUGGUGCGAAGAUGGUUCAGAGGAAGGCUCCUUACCAAGGGCAUCGGUGACAGAGAAUGGGACUGUGAUGUCAAAAGAAUUCCCUGAAUCAAAUGAAGUCACAUUCUGAGGUUAUAUUAGAAAGAUAUUGUACAGGUUGGGCAAACUCAAGACUGAUUAGUUUAUGUUGACAAAUCUCUCUAGACAAAAAAUUUAAAAAUUGAACUUCAAGUAGCUUAUGAGUAUAUUAGCAUCUAUAUGGCUCUAGUUUGAUUGUAUACCAUAACAAAAGUUUGGUUCUUCAGUUUUUGAAAUUGAAUCGAAAAUUUUGAUUCUGCUAA
This is a messenger RNA of Salvia miltiorrhiza (redroot sage), 1531 nucleotides long. Its product is annotated as vesicle-associated protein 1-2-like. Gene Ontology annotation, cellular component: plasma membrane; endoplasmic reticulum membrane. The transcript has 12 exons. Gene Ontology annotation, biological process: endoplasmic reticulum membrane organization. NCBI's taxonomy places the organism in Eukaryota, Viridiplantae, Streptophyta, Magnoliopsida, Lamiales, Lamiaceae. The record is from RefSeq and is a predicted model, not a curated record. Bases 217 to 1320 code for a protein of 367 amino acids.